AUGGCCGCGAUCUCGACUUCCCCGCUGAUCCCAACCCUUAUCCUCCUCCUCUCCCUGCCGAUCCUCUUCUUCCUCGUCGGCCCCCGCAUACUUCCCUCCCGCCAGAUCUCCAUCUCCGCCCCCGACGAGCUCGACGACCUCUCCCUCUUCCACAAGGCCAUCGCCAUGGACUCCGCCAAUUUCUCCCGCCGCAGCCGCCUCCCCUCCGCCCGCUCCCACCUCUCCGCCGGCCUCCGCCGCCCCAAGGUCGCCUUCCUCUUCCUCACCAACUCCCCCCUCCACUUCGCCCCUCUCUGGGAGCGCUUCUUCUCCAACGUCACCACCAAGCACUACAACAUCUACAUCCACGCAGAUCCCUACGUGAAAAUCCCCCCCUUCGAAGGCGUUUUCAAGGGCAAAACCAUCCCCGCCAAGAGGACUCAGAGAUCCUCGCCGACGCUCAUCUCCGCCGCCCGCCGCCUCCUGGCCACCGCCAUGCUGGACGACCCCUCUAAUGCCUACUUUGCCCUGAUCUCCCAGCACUGUAUCCCACUCCACUCCUUCGAUUACCUCUACAAUUUUUUAUUCGAUCUGGGCCGGUUGUCGAAAAAUCUGGAGUUCUCCAGCUACAUUGAGAUUCUGGAUAAUGAGUCGACACUGUGGGAUAGGUACAAUGCCCGGGGGAAAGAUGUGAUGCUGCCUGAGGUUAAUUUUGAAGAGUUUCGAGUAGGUUCCCAGUUUUUCGUGCUCACAAGAAAGCACGCGCUAAUGGUGAUCAAGGAUAGGAAGCUGUGGAGGAAAUUCAAGCUGCCCUGUUUGAAUGUGGAGUCUUGUUAUCCCGAGGAGCAUUAUUUCCCUACGAUGCUGUCAAUGCAGGACCCGAAUGGCUGUAGCCAUUAUACGUUAACUAGAGUUAAUUGGACGGAUAGUGUGAAUGGGCACCCACACACUUACCAUCCUCCUGAAGUUUCCCCCGAGCUGAUUUACAAGCUGAGGGAGUCGAAUUCAAGUUAUUCCUAUAUGUUUGCGAGGAAAUUUUCUCCUGAUUGCUUGGCCCCUUUAAUGGGGAUGGCUGAUGAGAUGCCUAAUUUUUUGUCCUUACUAAGUAAGAGUCAAGGCAAGUUUGAGGCUUUUGGAAUGGGAAAGCAUAUUGGAGUUGCCCCCUCGAUUAGGUUUGUUCAAGUGGCUAUAUACCCUAAAGCCUAUGUAAUUUGAAUGGGGGGAUGCCCGACUCACGUAAUUGAUGGGCUAUUUAAAAUAUUUUCAAGAUCUGCAAAUCGUGUUUGUUGAGGUGUAGUUUGUUAGUGUAGCCACUUCUUGUGGUGGUUGAUUAGGGCUUUUUAAUUUACACGAUCCAUAAACCAUAAGGUUGUUGGGAUUGUGAUUUUGGGGUCUCUUGGCCCUUGCUGUUUUUGCUGUAAAUAUGUAUGUGAAAGAAAACAAAAGGAACAGUUCUUAGCUUNGGAACAACUCUUGGCUUAAGCUAAUUCAGAUUUGGCAAAUCCUAUGUUUCCACCUUAUAUUUCAUCCAAUUUACAUUCAUAAUAAUGACAUCAAUAUAUAUGCAUAGCAUUUUCAUGGGUGUACUUGAAUAGAAGAUGGAAUAGGAUUGUGCAAUCCCUAUUGCCCUUUGAGUGAUGUGAAUAAUGUUGUUAUUAUGUACCUUUUGUCUAACCUAAUGCUAGUAUUGUGGAUUAAGGGUGACU
Molecule: messenger RNA, 1685 nt
Organism: Striga asiatica
Lineage: Eukaryota; Viridiplantae; Streptophyta; Magnoliopsida; Lamiales; Orobanchaceae
Source: the annotation of a GenBank genome assembly